Messenger RNA from Miscanthus lutarioriparius, 684 nucleotides. NCBI's taxonomy places the organism in Eukaryota, Viridiplantae, Streptophyta, Magnoliopsida, Poales, Poaceae. The record is from the annotation of a GenBank genome assembly.
AUGAAUGAGAAGAAGAACGAAGGAGAGUUCGUGAAGAAGCAAUGCACCUUUUACAGGCUCAUGGCCAAGUAUAAGCAACAAAAGGACGAUUCCCAGAAUCGGCCGUUUAAAAAAAGAGAGUCUACUCCGCCUAAGCGAGAAGGUGACAAGAUCAAGAAAUUGGCGGUGAUUCCGCCUCCGUUUACACCGCAAUGGGGCCCUUAUGGAGUUUGGGUGCCGUAUCCUCCGGCAGCACCCGUGCAUAGCCAACAAAGGUGGGAAGAUCCUGCUGGUUCAAUUCCAAGACCCUCUGUCUUUAGCCGAUUGAACAAUUGUCAAUCGAGCUCUAGUGGUACAAGUCAAGAUCGUGUCAUUACCUCUAGGACUUUGACUCCACAAGAGUCGGGAAAGGCACCAAUGCAGCAAGUUUAUGUGCCUAAGAAGGUUGAGAUUCCCGUUGUUCCCCCACCAAGAGCUAGGCCUCAAUCGGUUAUCACAAUCGGCUCCAUGGAAGCUCCCGCCACUAAUCAUGAUGGGCCGAUUGUAAUCGAAGAAAUUCCAGCAUCUAAGCAAGACGAAGAUCCUAAAGAUGUUUUUGGAAUUGAAGAGAAGAAACGCGUCGAAGGAGAUUCCAAGUACCGGCAACCCAUAUGGUGUCCUCGUGAGUUGAAUAAAACUCAACGGCGCAAAUUGCAGCGUGCCUGA